CAGCGGGAGCCAUAUUGCCGUGAAAAAGGGAAGACUUGUUGUUCAUGGGGUCAAAUCACAUCCAACUGGAAUUCUAAACAUGAUAGAAACAAUGGAUACACAGCGUGCCUUGCAGGCGGUGGAGCGUCUCCAGGCCAAACUGAAGGAGCGGGGGGAGGUGCCCACGGAGGAGAAGCUCAACCUGCUGAAAUCAGUGCUCCAGAGCCCCCUCUUCCACCAGAUCCUGGCCCUGCAGAAGUCUGUGCAGCAUCUCAGAGACCAGGGGACUGGCCCAGUGUCACAUGGAAGUGAUAUUGGUGAUCAUGUCGCUGCUGUCAAACCCAAUGGUGGCCAUGUUUCCUACUCAGACUCUCCUGCUGGGACACAAAUCAACGGCAAGACGGGAUCCGAAGAAUUUGAUCACAUUAUACAGUCCAUGGCACAGGGCCGCUACGUCACACAUGUGGACUUGCAAAAGCCAGCAUCAGGAGGUCUUGGCUUCAGCGUGGUGGGGCUUAAGAGCGAGAAUCACGGAGAGCUGGGCAUCUUUAUCCAGGAGAUUCAACCGGGAAGUGUGGCGCACUGUGACGGGAAGCUCAGAGAAGCAGAUCAGAUCUUAGCCAUCAACGGCCAACCUUUGGACCAGAAAGUGACCCACCAGCAGGCUAUCGCCAUCCUGCAGUGUGCUUCAGAGAGGGUGCAGCUCACGGUGGCGAGAGGACCUAUACCUCAGCUGGCCAGCCCUGCGGUGUCACGCACGCCUUCUGCUGCCAGUACACUCUCUGCUAACUCCAGCGCGUGGCAGCACGUGGAGACAAUUGAGCUGGUCAACGAUGGCACCGGUCUCGGCUUUGGUAUUGUGGGAGGUAAAACCACAGGGGUGAUUGUCAAAACCAUCCUUCCUGGAGGCAUCGCUGAUCAGGACAGCCGCCUGCGCAGUGGGGACCACAUCCUGAGAAUUGGAGACACUGACCUGUACGGCAUGGGCAGCGAACAGGUGGCGCAGGUCCUCAGGCAGUGUGGCAACAGGGUGAAGCUGGUGGUAACCAGGGGUCCCGUGGAUGAGCUUCCCUCUGUCUCUGCUGUCAUGCCCAUAGUGCUCCCCACUGUCACGGAACAACAGGGAUAUGAGGAUGAUGAGGCUGACGCUUUUGAUGUGAGCCUUACAAAGAACGCACAGGGACUGGGGAUCACUAUUGCUGGCUACGUCGGAGAUAAAAAUUCAGAGCCUUCUGGAAUUUUUGUAAAGAGCAUAACGAAAGACAGUGCCGUAGACCAAGACGGACGUAUUCAUGUUGGAGACCAGAUAAUAGCUGUCGACGGAGUAGACAUCCAAGGAUACACCAACCAACAGGCAGUGGAAGUGCUGAGACACACGGGCCAGACGGUCCACCUGAAGCUGAUCCGGCGGGGCUUCAAGCCCGAGGAGAUCCCUCCUGCCGUGACCCCCAUCGUCACCGUCCUGCCCCCCUGCACCACCAUCCCUGCCACCGCCACCGUCAUGAGGGAGCUGGAGCUGGAGAGGAGGAAUGCUGAGGAAGAAGUUCAAGUCACCACAGAUGAAAAGGCGCUCCAGACAAAGAGUGACGGAUCGGGUGUCGGCCCAGCCACGGAUCUGUUAACAGAAGACAAACAUGGGAUGAAGCUUUCAGCCUUUGAAGAGGAUGAACUCAUGAAGAAAUGGCAAGAGAUUCUGGGUCCAAGUAAUGAAGUUGUAGUGGCACAGGUGGAGAAAUACAGUGAGAGCAGUGGCCUGGGCAUCAGUCUGGAAGCCAACAGUGGGCAUCAUUACGUCCGCUCUGUUCUACCUGAGGGACCUGUUGGUCGCUGUGGCAAGCUGUUUAGUGGGGAUGAACUGUUAGAGGUCAAUGGUAUAUCCCUAAUUGGUGAGACCCACAAGGAAGUAGUGAGAAUAUUGAAGGAGCUCCCACUCUGCGUGUUCAUGACCUGCUGUAGGCCCGCCCCUCACCUGCAGACUGACAUGGAUACUGUUCAACCAGAGCCCCUUGCCACAACCCCUGCAUUAAAGCAGAAACAAACAGACCUGAGCAGUGUGCUUGUUACUGAAGACUCAGAGGUGAACGCAGCAGAAGCAGCAGAAGCAGCAGCAGCAGUAACGCAGGAUAAUGUCACAGAGGAGGUGAUAGGAUCUCCUUUGGCUAUGUGGGAGCUGGAGAUCCAGAAUAUCGAGCUUGAAAAGGGAGAAGGGGGAUUGGGUUUCAGCAUUCUGGACUAUCAGGACCCACUGGACCCCGCCAAGACAGUUAUUGUGAUCCGCUCCCUGGUUCCUAAUGGUGUAGCUGAGCAGGAUGGACGACUGUUGCCAGGAGACAGACUCAUGUACGUUAACAGCACCGACCUGGAGAACGCCAGCCUGGAGGACGCCGUCCAGGCCUUGAAGGGGGCCAAGCUUGGCAUGGUGCAGAUAGGAGUUGCCAAACCUCUGCCUGAUUUAGGAUAUUCCCACCCUCCACACCCAUAUGGUGAGCAGGAAAUUACACCAUCAUCCACCAUCCAUUCAUUUGCCUUCAACAAUAUUAUGGUUGAAGAAGGAGAGGAAGAAGGACUGGCUGAGGGCAUCGUUUACCGAGCUGAGCCUGCAUUGGUUGACACCGGUGACGCAGACCUGUCUGAUGAAAAGGUGUUAGAUCACACUUACUCUGGGAUGGAGGACGACACUUUCCAAGCGUCCAUGAUCGCUCUACAUGGAAGCAGCUGCAGCGCAGACUUGGACUUUCUGCACUCAUCUACACCCAAGCUGACAGCUCGCCUCGACUUGUUGGAGGAGCGUCCCUGCUUUGCAACAGCAUCAGGCCUUCCAGACGACACUCAGGCGUUUACUGCGGAGACGCCGGCCUCUUUCACUCCUCAGAGUCUGAGUGGGUUUAACGCCAUGCUGAGCAGUAAUGACCAGUACCUGGCACCACACCUGGCCAAAGAUGAAGCAGUGGAGAGCUCAAACUCAUACAGCACGUUUGGUGAUGUCUCAGAGGAGCCUGCUGAGCCUCUUUCAUACCAGAAGGAGUCGCCCAUGUCUUUUGAAGAUAUAAAGAUUUUAAUCAAGGACGAGGACGUUGGCGUGAAAGAAUCAACAGAAGACGGCGACAAGGAAGCUCUGACCUCAGGGAGCAACUUUGAAAGGACCAUCACUGUUGUCAAAGGCAACUCCAGCCUUGGGAUGACGGUGAGCGCCAUCAAAGAUGGUCUGGGAAUGCUGGUCCGCAGCAUAAUCCAUGGUGGCUCCAUCAGCCGCGAUGGGCGUCUGGGUGUGGGCGAUCUCAUCCUGGCCAUCAAUGGAGAACCAACCGCCAACCUGACCAGUGCUCAGGCUCGAGCCCUGCUGAGACGACACUCCCUUAUUGGACCAGACCUUGGAUCUGCUUGUGCACCUGAGGAAGAUCUGUGCCCAUUUUAUGUCAUCACUUAUGUUCCAGCAGAGUACCUGGAGGAAUACACCGCUAGCCUACAGCAGCAUACAGAUGAUGUCUUCUCUGAAACAGCUCCAGCUCCAGAUCAUGCUCCAGUCUCAGUUCCAGCUCCAAAAGAUACUUUAAACCUCCCUGAACGGGAAGAUGGCGAGGGAGAGGAGAGCACAACUUAUGGCAACUGGAACCAACCAAGAAAAGUGGAGCUCUUCCGUGAACCAGGCAAAUCCCUGGGUAUCAGUAUCGUCGGUGGUCGCGGGAUGGGCAGCCGCCUGAGCAACGGAGAGGUCAUGAGGGGCAUUUUUAUCAAACACAUCCUGGAGGACAGUCCUGCUGGACAGAACGGGACCCUGAAGACAGGAGACAGGAUUGUAGAGGUGGAUGGAGCUGACCUCAGAGAUGCCAGUCAUGAAGAGGCAGUGGAGGCCAUACGCAGGGCAGGCAACCCUGUCUCCUUCUUGGUUCAGAGUAUUGUCCACAGGUCUAGGCCUGAGUCGGUAUAUAGCCCAGCUCCAUCACCAGCUGUAAAGAAACACACUAUCGCUUUCACGUGCAUGCCAAACGCCCCAUGUCAGAAGCCGCCCCUGCCCUUCCUGAAGCUUAAUAGCCACUGCAGGUCGAGCCUUCGCUGCACUAAUCAAAACUACUUAGCUCCUGCCCUCCCUCAGCAGUCAUCAAACGCAGACUCCAGUGAGGAGAGAGCAGCAGCUAUGACGAGGGACAACAAGGACAAGGAGGCUGACAGUCACAGUAGACUUGUCCUCCGCCUCUCCCCAACUAACCCUUUCACUCCUACCCCGUUUAAGCUGGUGAAGCGUGACGCAGCGAAGGUGGCGCCCACCAGCGCCAUCCUCCCCCUGCCAGUGGUGCCCCAUGUGGGAGAGACCGAUACGGACACGCUGACAGAGAUCCCUGGCAGGCCUGCUGAGGUAGAGGAGGGCGAGGAGGGCGAGGAGGUGGAGGACGAGUUUGGAUACAGCUGGAAGAACAUAAUCCAGCGCUACAGCAGCCUCCCAGGUGUCCUACACAUGAUCGAGCUGGAGAAAGGCAAGACGGGCCUGGGACUUAGCCUGGCAGGGAACAGGGACCGCUCACGCAUGAGUGUGUUUGUGGUGGGAAUAGACCCCAGUGGAGCGGCCGGCAGGGACGGGCGGAUGGUGGUGGGGGAUGAGCUGCUUGAGAUUAACGGACAAGUCCUUUAUGGCCACAGUCACCAGAACGCCUCCUCCAUCAUCAAGAGCUCUCCAUCCAAAGUCAAAAUCAUCUAUGUCAGGAACACGGAGGCGCUGAACCAGAUGGCUGUGGGACCAGUGAGGGAGCAGGAGGGAGACACGGUGGAGCCCCACACGGAGCUCGAAACAACCGCAGCCAAUGGUGACGCAGACAGUUCAAAGCACGUGAAUCACAUCAUAAAGCUGAAGGAUGAAGAAGGGCAUGGCAUCACCUUUGUGGAGGGAAACACAGACACUGGAGUGGAGAUCCAGAGUUUAUGUGAAGUCGAAGGACACACAAGCAAAGACGACUGCAUGCAACCAGGAGACAAACUCUUAUCUGUGAACGGUGAAUCAGUUCUGGGCUACACUGUUGAAAAGGUCAAUUCUCUCCUGAGAAACUCCAAAGGUCCUUUGAAGCUAACCUUCUCCUCUCCCCAGUCAACCUGCCUGGACAGCGCUGAGGCCAGCUUACCCAGCAUGCCUAGUGCCACUACGAGUACCCUGAGUCAACCAGAGGCAGAAGCAGCUACAAGUCUAAGUCGCUCAUCCACCCCUUCCACUCUGACCUGCGACCCAGCGACCUGUCCCAUCAUCCCCGGGUGUGAGACCACCAUCGACAUCUCCAAAGGCCGCACAGGUUUAGGUCUGAGCAUCGUGGGAGGCUGUGACACACUGCUGGGGGCCAUCAUUAUCCAUGAAGUUUACGAAGAAGGGGCAGCCUCCAAAGAUGGCAGACUCUGGGCAGGAGACCAAAUCCUGGAGGUAAAUGGCAUCGACCUGCGUGCGGCCACUCACGAUGAAGCCAUCAACGUGCUGCGUCAGACCCCACAGAGAGUCCGUCUGUCUGUCUACAGGGACGAGGCUCAGUACAAGGAGGAGGACCUGUGGGACUCGUUCACUGUGGAGCUCCACAAGAAGCCAGGCCAGGGCCUGGGCCUGAGCAUCGUUGGGAGGAGGAACGACACGGGAGUCUUUGUGUCUGAUAUUGUGAAAGGAGGUUUGGCGGACACUGACGGCAAACUGAUGCAGGGCGACCAGAUCCUGUCAGUCAAUGGUGAUGAUGUCAGAUCUACAACUCAGGAGGCAGUGGCUGCUCUGCUCAAGUGCUGCGUUGGGCCUAUAAAAAUGGAAAUUGGGAGGUUUAAGGCAGGCCCCUUCCAUUCUGAAAGACGGAUGUCUCAAAAUAGUCUGAUGGGUGAAUCGGGUAGCUCCAAGGUGGCCUCCCAGUCGUGUUCAGACUCUGGAAACCUUGGCGGUGAUGCUGAGAAACUAACUGUAGAGCAUCAGGACACCCGCACGGUUGAGUUCACCAAAGGUCCCAAUGAGUCUCUUGGUAUCAGUAUCGCGGGUGGUGUUGGCAGCCCUCUGGGUGACAUACCAAUCUUUAUCGCCAUGAUGAACCCUGUGGGCGUGGCUGCUCAGACCCAGCAGCUCAAGAUCGGGGACCGCAUCGUCAGUAUCUGUGGAACCUCUGCUGAAGGCAUGACCCACUCACAGGCAGUCGCUCUGCUAAAGAACGCUACAGGCACAAUACAGCUGCAGGUAGUAGCAGGCGGUGACACCACAGUGACGGGGCCCUCUCAGGAGCAGGCAGCUGGAGGUCUCACACCCAGCUGCAUCUUCCAGGAUGACCUCGGCCCACCUCAGUAUAAGACCAUCACUCUUGAUCGAGGACCUGACGGACUUGGUUUCAGUAUUGUUGGAGGGUACGGCAGCCCCCAUGGAGACUUGCCCAUCUAUGUCAAAACCGUUUUUGGAAAGGGAGCAGCUGCAGAAGACGGCCGCCUGAAGAGAGGAGACCAAAUCAUGGCGGUUAACGGGCAGACUCUGGAUGGCGUCACUCAUGAAGAAGCUGUUGGCAUCCUGAAGAGGACCAAAGGAACUGUCACACUCACUGUGUUAUCAUAGACACACACAUAAACAGUACUGUCACUCUUUUUUGUUGCUCUUAUCACACAUAGUUAUUCCAUAUCAAGAACUUGUAUUUAGCACCACAUGACAUGGGUGUGAAGUCAGCUCUAGCAGAAGGAGAACUCAAACCAGCAAUACUCAUAUAUAUAAACAGGAUUGUGCUAAAUCAUCUGUGAAUAUACGCACACUGAAAUAUGAACUGUACACUGAUAAUCGUGACAAAGCUGAUAUCUCAAUGUAGCUUUAAACACUGUGAUCCACAUAAGCCUAUUGUAGGUAGACAUUUGUACAGAAUAAGUCAUCAUACAGAGCUUUUAUCACUGAAACACUCAAAUUGCUCCUAAAUAAGUAUGUAAAGAACAUAAAAUGAAGUUGUUUGGUGAGUCUCAAACAUGCUGUAAAUAGUAUUAGACACAUGGUAAAACGCAAGCUACAUUCCAAGGCUCUGGUAUGAAGUAUUCAUUAAAUUGCAAUGCAAGUAUUUUGCUGUUUUCUGUACUCAAUUUAUGGGGAAGCGCCAUUUUUUUAUGAGUGUUUUACAACAGCAAGGGCCCCAAAGUAGGAUUGGAAAUUUCUGCAGCGAAGCCGCCCUUUUUAAUCCAACUUUUUUAAAGUCUUGGGCCUUCUUAAAGUGCAGACAUCCCGCUGAAUGAGCAGCACAUAACAGCAUGAAACAGCAUGACACACACUCUUGGGGGCAAUUAACUCAUUAGCAGUAUUUAGCUAAUGGCUGUAUUAGCUGAUAAUAGCAUUAUUUGUCUCUUGCACUGCACUGCUGUUGGCAAGUUUUCACACAGAUUUUCCUGGAAGGCAAAUGCUGUAAUUGGUGUUAAUCAAUUUAUCAUGAAGACACUGUUGUUUCAACGAAAGAGGCCAAGAGAGCAUUUUUUUAAGUGCUGAAGACUAGAAAACUGUCGUAACUAUAUAGUGGGUUAACAUUCCCUGAAUGGAAAGAUGUGAAUUCAUUGAUGUCUUGGUCCUUAAAAUUGAAAAAAAAGUGUGUGUAUGUGUGUGUAUGACCUACUCUCUGAACUAUAGUGCUGCUAAAGCCGAUACAUUACGUAUUAUUUCACAGUAUUUGGAUUCUUUUUAAGUAUUAAUUCAUGUUCACUACAUGAGAGUGUACUAAAUGGCCUCCUAUCUUGUAUGGAGUAAGUGGUUUUUACCAAGUGUUAAGAGGUCAAAUGUUUAUGUAAUGGACCUGAGCCCAGUUUGACCUCAUUAUGUACCCAAAAUAAAGGCAUCUAGUGAGUAGUUUUCAAAUUAUAGACAUGUGUUGUGUGUCCUAGUUGUUUCAGAGAACUCUUGUCUGUUCUCUAGAACUGUCAAUAUGACAGUAUUGAAUUUAUUCACACUGAAUUAAAUAAAAGUGACCUUUGGAUUUAA
Messenger RNA from Notolabrus celidotus (New Zealand spotty), 7915 nucleotides. Its product is annotated as multiple PDZ domain protein. Lineage: Eukaryota; Metazoa; Chordata; Actinopteri; Labriformes; Labridae. The transcript is spliced from 50 exons. The record is from RefSeq and is a predicted model, not a curated record. Gene Ontology annotation, molecular function: protein binding. The coding region runs from base 80 to 6526 and encodes 2148 amino acids.